AUGAAUCAAGAAGAAGCGCUUAGUGCUCAAAGACAUGUACUUUCAUCAGCAGCAUCUUCUGCCGAUGAUAUUGCUUCUAACAGAUCAGCAAGCUCGCCAUUAGAUCAAAAACCAAAUAUUUGGCAGAUUAAUGGGCAAUCAAUCAUCAACCAAUUGUCUCCCACCGCAGGUGAUCAGGCCAAUGUUGUAGAACCUGCUCAAGCAAGUUCAUCAGCCACCGAUUUGUCAGCUGAUGCUGAGGGUGUUUGGUCUCCUGACAUUGAUCAGGCAUUUCAAGAAGCUUUACAAAUUUAUCCACCAUGCGGCCGAAGAAAAAUUAUACUUAGCGAUGAAGGAAAAAUGUAUGUUAAGGAUAUACAGAAACAGAUAGAUGAACGCAUCGAAUGGAUAUGGCAGUAA
Messenger RNA from Thelazia callipaeda (thelaziosis nematode), 399 nucleotides. NCBI's taxonomy places the organism in Eukaryota, Metazoa, Nematoda, Chromadorea, Rhabditida, Thelaziidae. The record is from the annotation of a GenBank genome assembly.